AUGGGAAAUGCUCUGUGCUGGAGGUCCCAGCAGUGGGGCCCGGACGCUGGCUUCGUCCCCAUCCCAUAUUCCCUGCUCACGGCCAUGCCCUGAUUUCUGCAGGAGUUUGCAACGCUGACGCGGGAGCUCAGUGCGUGCCGGGAGCAGCUCCUGGAGAGGGAAGAGGAGAUCUCGGAGCUGAAAGCCGAGCGCAAUAAUACCCGGCUCUUGCUGGAGCACCUGGAGUGCCUGGUGUCGAGGCAUGAGCGGUCCCUGAGGAUGACCGUGGUCAAGCGUCAGGCCCAGUCGCCGUCCGGGGUUUCCAGUGAGGUUGAGGUGCUCAAGGCGCUCAAGUCACUCUUUGAGCAUCACAAGGCACUAGAUGAAAAGGUCAGGGAACGCUUGCGAGCAGCCUUAGAGCGAGUGGCAACCUUGGAGGAGCAGCUCGUGGAUGCCCAUCGGCAGGUGGCAGCUCUGCAGCAAGGCACCGCGCGGGAGGCCCCGGUGGGUGAGCGGGAUGAGAGGGAGCCCAAGGAGCCAGCGCAGAAGCUUCCCUGGAAGCGGCUCUCCAACGGCUCUGUCCACCCAGAGGAUGAGGCAGGGCGGGUGGUGGAGCUGCAAGAGCUCCUGGAGAAGCAGAAUUUCGAAGUGGUCCAGGCCAAGGAGCGCAUCUCUGCGUUGGCUGCCAGCGUCACCGAGCUGGAGGAGGAUCUGGGCACCGCCAGGAAGGAUCUGAUCAAAUCGGAGGAGAUGAGCAGCAAGUACCAGAGGGACCUCCGAGAGGCCCUGGCUCAGAAAGAGGACAUGGAGGAGAGGAUCACCACACUGGAAAAACGCUACCUGGCAGCCCAGCGAGAAGCCACCUCCAUCCAUGACCUCAAUGACAAGCUGGAAAGCGAGUUGGCCAACAAGGAGUCCCUGCACCGCCAGUGCGAGGAGAAAGCCCGGCACUUGCAGGAGCUGCUGGAGCUGGCGGAGCAGAAGCUGCAGCAGACAAUGCGGAAGGCAGAGACGCUGCCCGAGGUGGAAGCGGAGCUGGCCCAGCGCAUCGCCGCACUCACCAAGGCAAAAGAGAGGCAUGGGAGCAUCGAGGAGCACCUCCGGCAGCUGGAGAGUCAGCUGGAGGAGAAGAACCAGGAGCUGGCCAGGGCCCGCCAGCGGGAGAAGAUGAACGAGGAGCACAACAAGCGGCUCUCGGACACCGUGGACCGUCUGCUGAGCGAGUCCAAUGAACGGCUGCAGCUGCACCUCAAGGAAAGGAUGGCGGCCUUGGAGGAGAAGCGACGGUUGUCCGACGAGAUUGACAAACUGAGGCUGGAGGUCGAUCAGCUCAAGACCAGAAGUGGGACAUUCGUGGAGAGCGUGCACGCAAGGUCCCAUAUGGGCAGCGCCACAGACCUGCGCUUCCCACUGAGCGCUGUGGUCCAUGCCCCCGCCGAGCCCUUUGGGACUCGACCGCAGAAGGGCCGAUUCGCCCGGCGAGAGGAGUCAGCCAAGGACUGGGAGCAGGCCCAGGCAGGCGGCGUCCUGGCCACAGGGCCUCACGCCUUUGACAGCGACCCCGAGAUCUCCGAUGUGGACGAGGAUGACCGCGAGACACUCUUCAGCUCCAUGGACGUGCUGUCCCCCGGCGGGCAUUCGGAUGCCCAGACGUUGGCCAUGAUGCUCCAGGAGCAGCUGGAUGCCAUCAAUGAGGAGAUCAGGAUGAUCCAAGAGGAGAAGGAGUCAACCGAACUCCGCGCGGAGGAGCUGGAGACCCGCGUCACGAGCGGCAGCAUGGAGGGCCUCAAUCUCACCCAACUUUGCAAAAGGGCUUCCAUCCCCACCUCGCUGACGGCCCUGUCCCUGGCCAGCUCGUCCCCACCGCUCAGCGGCCGCUCCACCCCCAAGCUGUCCUCCCGCAGUGCCGCUCAGGACCUCGACCGCAUGGGGAUCAUGACGUUGCCCAGCGACUUGAGGAAGCACCGGAGGAAACUGCUAUCGCCUGCAGCUCGGGAUGAAAGCCGAGAGGAUAAAACCACCAUCAAAUGUGAGACGUCCCCCCCAUCCUCACCCAGGACGUUGCGGCUGGAGAAGCUGGGCCACCCUGCGCUAAGUCAGGAGGAUGGGAAGAGCUCGCUGGAGGAGCAGGCCAGCAACCCCAGCAGCAACAGCAGCCAGGACUCCCUGCACAAGGGCUCCAAGAGGAAGGGGAUCAAAUCCUCCAUCGGGCGCUUGUUCGGGAAAAAAGAGAAGGGUCGCUUGAUUCAGCUGAGCAGAGAAGGGGCCACAGGGCAGGUGCUGCUGACCGACAUGGAGGUGGGUAUGCAGGACCCUCUGGGACUUGGCAAGCUGGGUGCUCAGGCCGAGAAGGAUCGGCGCCUGCGGAAGAAGCACGAACUCCUGGAAGAGGCUCGGAGGAAAGGAUUGCCCUUUGCUCACUGGGAUGGCCCCACUGUUGUCUCCUGGCUGGAGCUCUGGGUGGGGAUGCCGGCCUGGUACGUUGCCGCUUGCCGAGCCAACGUGAAGAGCGGAGCCAUCAUGUCGGCCCUGUCUGACACUGAGAUCCAGAGGGAGAUCGGCAUCAGCAAUGCGCUGCAUCGCCUGAAGCUGCGUCUGGCCAUCCAGGAGAUGGUCUCGCUCACGAGCCCCUCGGCACCACCCACGUCACGGACGUCCUCCGGAAACGUCUGGGUCACCCAUGAGGAGAUGGAGAACAUGGCGACUUCCACCAAGACGGACACAGAGGAAGGCAGCUGGGCACAGACACUGGCCUAUGGGGACAUGAACCACGAGUGGAUUGGGAACGAGUGGCUGCCCAGCUUGGGUCUCCCACAGUAUCGCAGCUACUUCAUGGAGUGUCUUGUUGAUGCACGGAUGCUGGACCACCUCACCAAGAAAGAUCUCAGAGUGCACUUGAAGAUGGUGGACAGCUUCCACCGCACCAGCCUGCAGUAUGGCAUCAUGUGCCUGAAGAGGCUCAACUAUGACCGCAAAGAGCUCGAGAGGAGGCGAGAAGAGACCCAACACGAAAUCAAAGAUGUCUUGGUGUGGACCAACGACCAGGUCAUUCACUGGAUCCAGUCCAUCGGGCUUCGCGAGUACGCGAACAACCUCGUCGAGAGCGGGGUGCACGGGGCGCUCCUGGCCCUCGAUGAAAACUUCGACCACAACAGUCUGGCACUUGUGUUGCAAAUCCCCACACAGAACACGCAGGCUCGACAAGUGCUGGAGAGGGAGUUCAACAACCUGCUCGCCUUGGGCACCGAUCGGAGGCUGGAUGAUGGUGACGACAAGACCUUCCGUCGAACCCCAUCCUGGCGAAAGCGCUUCAGCCCACGAGACGUUCACAGCAUCAACAUGCUCAGUGGCUCGGCCGAGACGCUGCCCACCGGCUUCCGCGUCACCAGCCUGGUGCCCCUGCCCCCUCCAUCCGCCCCUGCCAAGAAAAUGCCCCCGGAAGUUGGUGCCUCUGGGUCGCCAAGGCUGGAGACCUCCACGGUCCGGACGUACUCCUGCUGA
Molecule: messenger RNA, 3480 nt
Organism: Fulmarus glacialis (Northern fulmar)
Lineage: Eukaryota; Metazoa; Chordata; Aves; Procellariiformes; Procellariidae
Gene: PPFIA4
Product: protein tyrosine phosphatase, receptor type, f polypeptide (PTPRF), interacting protein (liprin), alpha 4
Exons: 27
Biological process (GO): synapse organization
Cellular component (GO): presynaptic active zone
Molecular function (GO): protein binding
Source: RefSeq, a predicted model, not a curated record